Suillus subaureus is the source of this 1623-nucleotide messenger RNA. Its product is annotated as general substrate transporter. The record is from RefSeq and is a predicted model, not a curated record. The coding region runs from base 1 to 1623 and encodes 540 amino acids. The transcript has 18 exons. Gene Ontology annotation, cellular component: membrane. Gene Ontology annotation, molecular function: carbohydrate:proton symporter activity. Gene Ontology annotation, biological process: transmembrane transport; carbohydrate transport. NCBI's taxonomy places the organism in Eukaryota, Fungi, Basidiomycota, Agaricomycetes, Boletales, Suillaceae.
AUGCCAGUCCCCCAAUGCUUCGUUAAGCAUAUACAAAUUAAUAAUGUGCUUGACCAUCCAGGCAUCCUGAUGCUAAACAUCUGUUUGAUUUUACCGCUCUUAUCAUCAACGCUUAAUGGCUUUGAUUCAUCGAUGAUAAAUAAUCUGCAGAUCUUGCCCGGAUGGCAAGAGUACUUCCAUAAACCACAGGGCAUGAAGUUAGGACUCAUCAAUUGUGCACAUGACAUCGGCAUCCUCAGCGGAACUCCAUUUUCUCCUUAUGUGUCUGAUCUAUUAGGACGGCGAGCAACUAUGUUUAUCGGGGCGGUCGUCAUGCUAGCCGGUAUUCUUACGCAAGGCUCAUCCAUGACCAUACAAGUCUUCAUUGGCGCUCGUGUGCUUAUCGGCUUUGGGAUGGCUUUUUCCAUCAAUGCUGCUCCCUUGCUCAUCAGCGAACUUAGCUAUCCAACACAUCGCGGAAAAAUGACCUCUCUGUACAAUUCGAUGUGGUAUUCUGGCAGCAUCAUUUCGGCUUGGAUCUGCCUGGGCAGUUAUGAUGAUACGGGGACAUCGCCGUUGUCAUGGAGGACCCCUUCAUACGUUCAAGCAGUCAUUCCUAUCAUUCAAAUGGUGCUAAUAUGGUUCAUCCCAGAGAGUCCUCGAUUUCUAAUGGCUAGAGGCUUGGAAUCGCAAGCUGCACGUGUCCUCGCUCAGUGCCAUGCAAAUGGGGGGGACGAACGCAACCCUCUAGUAGUCUUCGAGAUGGCUCAAAUCCGACAUGCUUUGAACCUCGAACGAGAAUUCACUUCUGGAAAAUCCUACUUGAGGUGCUUCUCAACUCCGGGCAACAGACAGCGCAUGUUUACCAUCAUAUGGAUCGCAGUAUUCUCACAGUGGAGCGGCAAUGGUCUGGUAUCGUAUUAUAUCAACACAGUCUUGAAUGGGGUCGGGAUCACCCAGACUCGAACGAAAGCAGCUAUUAACGGCGGUCUGCAGACUUUUAAUUUGGUCAGUGCGCUGGUGAGUAUGAUGAUGGUGGACAAACUGGGGAGGAGGAGAAUUUUCUUGAUUUCAAACAUUGGCAUGCUCAUAGCCUUCGCUAUGUGGACGGUCACGACCGCUCUUUUUAGCCAGUGGGGGAAUGUGGUAGCUGCGAGAGCUACCGUGCCGCUCAUUUUUAUAUACUUUUUUUUCUACGACUUUGCGUAUACGGCGAUGCUCGUGUUAUACACGCUCGAGAUUCUGCCUUAUAAUAUUCGUGCCAAAGGGUUUGCAAUUAUGAAUAUUACUAUCUAUUCCACCAAUGCUUUUAACUCGCUUGUCAAUCCUGUAGCCCUGGACACCAUAGGAUGGAAAUACUACCUCUUUUACUGCGGAUGGCUUAUCUUGGAACUCCUAUUCGUGAUGGUGUAUAUCGUCGAGACGAGAGCUCGCACUCUGGAAGAAACCGCUGCUUUGUUUGACGGCGUUAAAGUCCAUCGGGGUAUCGUGGAGCGGACGGAUGAAGCUGGCAUGACUUUAGGCAGAAUGUCACCAUACCCUGGACUUCAGGACAAUCCCGGAGCAGUGGAGACUGCGAGUUCUGUUUCGCGAUCGUAUUUCGAAUCUCAGUCUGAAGAAUCCGCUGUUGCGUUUGCCAGAUAA